UGUGAGUGUGCGUAUGUGUGUAUACCUGUGUGUGUGUGUGUGUGUGUAUAUAUGUGUGUGAGUGUGCGUAUGUGUGUAUACCUGUGUGUGUGUGUAUAUGUGUAUGUGUGUGUGUGUACAAAAAACACAUAUUUAUCUACACAAUAUAUUACCAGCGUAUAAUAUGGAUGUUACACUUUCAUUCUGUUAUUUUCUCUCUCAUUCCUUUUCUCCCUCCCUUUAACCCUCCCCCUCUUCCUUUCCUCUUCCUGUAGUACAAAGCUUGAUCAGCAGCAACUAAACUUCAGAAACUGCUCAUCACUUUCCUCAACACAUAUAUCAGGAAAAACCCAUCAAUUCCUCAACUUUAUUUUACAGAUUAAUUUACUCCCCACAGAACCCUCACCCAUCUCAUUUCUUACUACGCUGAAAACUUUCUCUUCUCCUGUAGAUAUAACUUUUUUUAUUUUUAUCUCUUUUGACCAUUUGUUUCUGUCUGUUUUGGUUUUCACUCACCUCCCCCUUGGAUUAAUCCCUGCUUUGGGAUGAGUGAACAGGAGGGAGACGGCAGUCCCAGUGGCUUCACUCUGGAUAAAGAAUUUCUUAAUUCUCUGAAAGGACGAAUUCUUCUGGCAGAGCUGGUCCUCUGCUUUGUGGUUUUCAUCUGCUUUGCAGCCUCCAUCUCCUCCUAUCUCGCAGCUCCACUGCUUGAGUUCAUCAUCACCCUCAUAUUCCUCAUCAUUUUCUCCAGUCGCUACCAUUUCCGCCUGACCUCUCUCAACUGGCCAUGCACGGAUUUCUUGCGGUGUGUGUCUGCUGCUGUAAUCUUCCUGGUUAUCUCCAUCGUGGCUGCGGCUCGGAGCUCAGGGGAAGGCGGAGCAAUUACAGCUGCUCUAUUCGGUUUUAUCCUGGUUUGUGUCUUCUCUUAUGAUGCAUUCAACAUUUACAAGGCAAACCUCUUAGAACAAGCAGCAGGUGAAAACCAAGGGGGUGCUGCUGUCUAAUGUCAAGUAGAAAAGUCAUCACUAGGAGGAUUUUCACCUCGUUCAUAAUUCUCCUCGAUUUUCCUGCCCAUAUUUAAUUUUUUAUUAUUAUGUUCUGAGCCUGUAUGACCAUUACCAAAUCUGAAGUCUGAUUGUCUGCUAGAAACACGGUGUCAGAGCACCUACACAAAAUGUGCUUCACAUUAAAUAUGUUCUUAUGUAUCUUAUAAGUUCUGACUUUUUUAUCACAAUUGAAUAGGUUUAAAAGCAUUUUCCUAUACACAGUUUUAUUGUACAAUUUUUUAUUGUAUAGAUUACAUAAAAUAAAAAUCCAGUUCCAUUCUUUAA
This is a messenger RNA of Bombina bombina (fire-bellied toad), 1310 nucleotides long. RefSeq names its product CKLF like MARVEL transmembrane domain containing 5 (gene CMTM5). Gene Ontology annotation, cellular component: membrane. The record is from RefSeq and is a predicted model, not a curated record. The transcript has 5 exons. NCBI's taxonomy places the organism in Eukaryota, Metazoa, Chordata, Amphibia, Anura, Bombinatoridae. The coding region runs from base 525 to 983 and encodes 152 amino acids.